This is a messenger RNA of Cyprinodon variegatus (sheepshead minnow), 2969 nucleotides long. Its product is annotated as metabotropic glutamate receptor 7-like. The transcript has 9 exons. Lineage: Eukaryota; Metazoa; Chordata; Actinopteri; Cyprinodontiformes; Cyprinodontidae. Gene Ontology annotation, biological process: regulation of synaptic transmission, glutamatergic; G protein-coupled glutamate receptor signaling pathway. Gene Ontology annotation, cellular component: membrane. Gene Ontology annotation, molecular function: group III metabotropic glutamate receptor activity. The coding region runs from base 112 to 2232 and encodes 706 amino acids. The record is from RefSeq and is a predicted model, not a curated record.
CUGAAGAUCCCUCAGAUCAGCUACGCGUCAACAGCCCCGGAGCUAAGCGACGACAGGCGCUAUGACUUCUUCUCACGGGUUGUCCCUCCAGACUCAUUCCAGGCCCAGGCCAUGGUUGACAUCAUUCAAGCCUUAAACUGGACCUAUGUCUCUACUGUCGCCUCAGAAGGCAGCUAUGGAGAGAAGGGAGUGGAGGCUUUCACCCAGCUCUCCAAGGAAGCAGGUGGGAUCUGCAUAGCCCAAUCUUUGAAAAUUCCCCACAACCCAAAAACGGAGGAUUACGACAAAACCAUCCAACAGUUGCUGGAAACGCGCAAUGCACGGGCAAUCAUCAUCUUCGCCAGUGAAGAAGACAUACGAGGAGUUCUCAACGCCACUAAGAGGGCCAACGAGGUGGGCCAUUUCGUGUGGAUUGGCUCUGACAGCUGGGGGUCCAAGGGCAGCCCUAUCCAUCAGCUAGAAGAUAUAGCAGUGGGAGCAGUCACAAUACUGCCCAAACGCUCCUCCAUUGAAGGAUUUGAUGAAUACUUUAUGGGUCUCACCCUGGAGAACAAUCGCAGGAACGUGUGGUUUGCAGAGUUUUGGGAGGAAAACUUUGACUGCCGACUGCUCAGUGGUUCAAAGAGAGAGGACAGCAGCCGCAAAUGCACAGGCCAGGAGAGGAUUGGGAUCGACUCCAAGUAUGAGCAGGAAGGGAAGGUGCAGUUUGUGAUUGACGCUGUGUAUGCCAUGGCCCACGCUCUGCACAACAUGCACAAGGAUUUAUGUCCCAAUCAUCCUGGCGUUUGUCCACAAAUGGAGUCCACAGAUGGGAAGACUCUGCUCAAGUACAUACGCAAUGCCAGCUUCAAUGGUAGCGCCAGCACAUCUGUUGUAUUUAACAAGAAUGGCGAUGCUCCAGGGCGCUAUGACCUGUUCCAGUUCCAGUUGACCAACUCCUCUGGCCCAGAGUACAAGGUGGUGGGACAGUGGGCGGACACCCUUCAGCUCAGGCUGGAAGAGCUUCAGUGGCCAGAUGGGGAGCAGGAGGUGCCCAUCUCUGUGUGCAGUCUGCCUUGCAAAACUGGUGAGAGAAAGAAGAAAGUGAAGGGCAUGCCAUGCUGCUGGAUCUGUGAGCUAUGUGACGGCUACCAAUACCAGUAUGAUGAGACUUCCUGUAGAUUAUGUGCGUACAACAUGAGGCCCAAUUCCAACAGAACGGCAUGCCAGCACAUCCCCAUCAUAAAGCUGGAGUGGCACUCUCCUUGGGCAGUAAUCCCCGUCUUUCUUGCCAUGCUCGGUAUCAUUGCCACCAUCUUUGUAAUGGCAACAUUUGUGCGUUACAAUGACACCCCUAUAGUGCGGGCAUCUGGCAGAGAACUGAGCUACGUGCUGCUAACUGGCAUCUUUCUCUGUUACAUCAUCACCUUCCUCAUGAUCGCCAAGCCUGACAUAGCCGUAUGCGCCUUCAGGAGGAUCUUUCUGGGCCUCGGCAUGUGCAUCAGUUACGCGGCCCUCCUCACCAAGACGAACCGGAUCUAUCGGAUCUUUGAGCAGGGCAAGCAGACGGUCACAGCCCCUCGCUUCAUUAGCCCCACCUCACAGAUCGCCAUCACCUCCAGCCUCAUCUCUGUCCAGCUUCUAGGGGUGCUUGUGUGGUUUGCCGUUGACCCACCAAACACAAUUGUUGACUACGACGAGCAAAAAACGAUAAACCCCAUGCUGGCUCGAGGAGUUCUGAAGUGCGACAUCACAGACCUGCAAAUUAUCUGCUCAUUGGGUUAUAGCAUCCUGCUGAUGGUGACCUGCACCAUCUAUGCUAUCAAGACAAGAGAUGUACCAGAGGACUUCAAUGAAGCCAAACCUAUUGGAUUCACUAUGUACACUACUUGCAUAGUAUGGCUGGCCUUCAUCCCAAUUUUCUUUGGCACAGCCCAGUCAGCUGAGAAGCUGUACAUUCAGACAACCACCCUGACUGUCUCCAUGAACCUCAGUGCCUCAGUUGCGCUGGGCAUGCUCUACAUGCCCAAGGUGUACAUCAUUAUCUUCCACCCUGAGCUGAACGUGCAGAAGAGGAAGCGUAGCUUCAAGGCUGUGGUCACCGCUGCUACAAUGUCAUCCCGUCUGUCCCAGAAACCCAGUGAGCGGCCCAACGGCGAGGCCAAGACCGAGCUGUGUGAGAACCCCGCUGCUGACCCCAUGAGUCAAGCAACUAAGAAAACAUACGUGAGUUACAACAACCUCAGGAUCUGAUUAGAAACAAGCACUUUGUCUUUUGAUGGUGAUCUGAAAGAAAGCAACGGAAGCUGUAGGAACGGAGAAAAAAAGACAGAGAGCGCAGGCAUCCUAGCACCACCUGCAGAACCUAUGCACUCCAGGACUGUGAAAAGCAUCCAACCUACAUUCAGACAUGAUGCAUGAGUCCUAACAGAUAAGAAAAGAGCUUUGGGCCUGUGUGACUGGGACGACCCCUCAGAACCAACCACAGGUUAUAAACUUGUGACGAGGCGCUCCUCUCUUUGUCUGACAGGGGACAAGUUGCCUGCUGAAAAAAGGGGUCAUUAUGAAUGAGGAAAAAACACAAAAAUACAGACAUUGGAUCUGCUUCAAAAUCUUUCUUUUGAAAUGUCAUUAAAGCCAUAUUCUCUUGGGGUGUCCAUUAUCUGAUUUCUGUUUUGUAUUGUUUAAGUGAUUUUCUUCGGUGCCUAUUUUCUCUUGUUGAUUUAAUUACCUUGAACAGCAAGCUCUGCCACACACAGCAUUUUGUUUCAACAAGUUCAACUCAACCUAGUCUGAGAUGUUUUUUAAUCGAGUAAUGGGCAUUGUGAGUAUAUUUUUUUUGUAAAUAUUUGAGAGUAUUUUCAUGUUUGAAGAACACAGAAAUAGAUAUCCAGUCUUUGUUCAGUUGGAUUUGGAUGGUAACUUAAAGCACCACAAAGUGUCCACUUUGCAUGUGCCAAUGUAUGUCUGUUCUAUUUGAUGUGAACUAA